Messenger RNA from Sitophilus oryzae (rice weevil), 1379 nucleotides. RefSeq names its product 28S ribosomal protein S22, mitochondrial (gene mRpS22). Bases 178 to 1200 code for a protein of 340 amino acids. The transcript is spliced from 3 exons. Gene Ontology annotation, cellular component: mitochondrial small ribosomal subunit. NCBI's taxonomy places the organism in Eukaryota, Metazoa, Arthropoda, Insecta, Coleoptera, Curculionidae. The record is from RefSeq and is a predicted model, not a curated record. Gene Ontology annotation, molecular function: structural constituent of ribosome.
AAAGAUUUUGACAACAGUUGAUAACCAUUUGAUAACUCAUGAUAACUUUGAUAACUAAUUAACUUUAACCUAUUCAAGACCUAUUUUACUAUUAUGCAAAGAUAAACACAUGAAAAUUGAAAUCAUAUAAUCCAAAUUUUUAAUUUUACUCAUUCUCGUUUAUUCGUUACUAUAAAAAUGUGUAGUUUACCAUUGGUAUUUAGAAAUAUUAAUACUAAAAAGUUAACUCAUAAUUACAUUUAUCGGUCUUUGGUGUAUUCGUCAAUUCAUUAUGAUGGUAAAAGUGAUCCUGGACCCUUAUUUUUUAAUGAGGAGGUUCAGUCUCUACUCAAAUUAUUAACACGUAUAGAUUAUAACAAAGUAUUUAGGAAGAGGAAAUUGGGAACUAAACUUCUUACUAAGCCUGAUUAUCAGUUUAUGACUGAUGAACAGUUGAAAGAAUCAAUAAAUCGGGCAAGAAAAAAGGCUGACGUGUUACUACAAAUACCACCAGUUGUGAAAGUUAAGGAAAUAAACCCCACAAUUCUUUCGAAAGAUUCUGCUUUAAAAGGAUUGCUUACUUCUAAAAUUGUUUUUACUGACAUAACAUUUGGUGUUCAAAAUGCAGAUCGAAUAAUUGUUGUACGUGAAACCGAUGGCACGUUACAAGAGGCUGAUUGGCAAUUAAGAAAAAGAAUAAAUCAAACAUAUUUUCCUGAAAAUGGAAGACUUUUAAAACCUCCAACUAUGUUUCAAGAUACAUACCUUGAAAAUUUAUUAGAUCGUGAAGAACACGAAUUUGUUCUUGACAGAGCUUGUAUACAAUUUGAUCCAGAUGAGCCAGAAUACCAGAGAAUAAGUUCAAUAACCUAUCAACAUAUUAAUGAAAAAAAUCUGUUCCACCUGCUUAGGUCGACACGACAUUUUGGAUCUUUAGUUUUCUUUUUAGUGUGGAACAAGAAUAUUGAUAAUUUGUUGUUAGACCUUAUAGAAACGUCAAAUGUAAAUGAAGCCGCACAAUUAAUUGCUUUAUAUUCAAAAAUUCACAAUACUGAGUUUGAUGGUGAUACUGUUCUAGAGAAAGUUGAAUCCUUUACAAAAUCUGCCUCAAAUAAAAAAGGUGCUUUAGAGUUGGCGAUACAAGCUUACAAAGAAGUAGCAAAGAGCAAAGAACAAUUAGAAAAAGGUGUAAAUGCAGCACAUGGAAUUACAGAAUGCUGAUUAAGUAAGUGCUCAUACUUGUACUUUUAAAUGUUAAUACAAUUUUUAAGGCAAAUAAAUAUAAAGCAUACUAAUCAAAUAUUAAAAUCAAUUGACUUAAUAUUGAUGUCAACAUACUGAAUGCUACAUGUCAACUUAUUCUGAAUUCUAUAGUUCUAAUAAAGCUUUUGAUUUUUGUU